UUUAUUCAAGAGAUAUUUUUUGAGCGAGUACCACAUGCCAGGUGCUAUAGGAAGUGCUGGGAAUAUAGGUAUGGACAGAUCACUCUUGGUCCCUGCCUUCCAUUUCUGAAGAUGAAAUUCUGAAGCCAGGAUUUCAUUCAUUUGGCAAAAAUAUUCAGACUCAAGAUGGAGGCUUGAGGUGAGGGAGAGGCUUGUCGGGAAUGAUGCCCGUUUUUGUGGCAUGAGCAGCUGGGUACCAUUUACCACGGUGUGGAAGACAGAAGGACAAACACUUUGGGGAGGCAGGCUAUCUGGAGAUGAAUUGCUGGCCCAUCUUGUUAAGUCUGACAUCUAGGAAGAUGCCCAGGUGGCAUUUGUGGGUUCAGGUCCACAGGGCAGAAGCUGAGCUGGGGACGGGAAACUGGGAGUGGUUGGCAUGGAGAAAGCUUACCGAACAAGAGGAGGAAAGACCCCAGGAUGGAGUCCCGAGGACCUCAGAGUUAUAGACAUCGCAUAGAGAAGGGGCCAGCACAGGGAGCACACAGAGAGUGACUGGAGAGGCGGGAGGAGAUCUAGGGAAGUGGGGCACCAUGGAAACCGAAAGAGGAGAGUUUCAAGAAGGAAGUGAUCAGCUGGCAGUCUACAAGAUGGAGUAAGAUGAGUGUGCCCUGGAGAUGCGAGAUUUCCCUUUGGCAGCAGGAGGCACACCCCCAGAGAAUGCUGGAGCUGCAAGGGGAAAGGACCCACUUCCACAGCAGAGAAAAACAAAGAGGAAAAAGGCAUACAGGUGGCCAGCACUAAGGGACGCCCCCAGCGAGCAGCGGGCCACUGCCACUGCCCUCAGCAGCUCUUUCUGCUGCUGCCCGAGAGGAACUCGGUGAGCCCAUCCCUGUCUGUGACUGCAAGCUCAGGAUUUCAAUCAAUGCAUUCCAGUAACCCUAAAGUGAGGAACUCUCCGUCAGGAAACACACAGAGUAGCCCUAAGUCAAAGCAGGAGGUGAUGGUCCGUCCCCCUACAGUGAUGUCCCCAUCUGGAAACCCCCAGCUGGAUUCCAAAUUCUCCAAUCAGGGUAAACAGGGGGGCUCAGCCAGCCAAUCCCAGCCAUCCCCCUGUGACUCCAAGAGUGGGGGCCAUACACCUAAAGCACUCCCUGGCCCAGGUGGGAGCAUGGGGCUGAAGAAUGGGGCUGGAAAUGGUGCCAAGGGCAAGGGGAAAAGGGAGCGAAGUAUUUCCGCCGACUCCUUUGAUCAGAGAGAUCCUGGGACUCCAAACGAUGACUCUGACAUUAAAGAAUGUAAUUCUGCUGACCACAUAAAGUCCCAGGAUUCCCAGCACACGCCACACUCGAUGACCCCAUCCAAUGCUGCAGCCCCCAGGUCGUCCACCCCCUCCCAUGGCCAGACUACUGCCCCGGAGCCCACACCUGCUCAGAAGACUCCCGCCAAAGUGGUGUAUGUGUUUUCUACUGAGAUGGCCAAUAAAGCUGCAGAAGCUGUGUUGAAGGGCCAGGUUGAAACUAUCGUCUCUUUCCACAUCCAGAACAUCUCUAACAGCAAGACAGAGCGAAGCACAGCCCCUCUGAACACACAGUUAUCUGCCAUUCGGAAUGAUCCGAAACCCCUCCCACAACAGCCCCCAGCUCCAGCCAACCAGGACCAGAAUUCUUCCCAGAACACCAGACUGCAGCCGACUCCACCCAUCCCGGCACCAGCACCGAAGCCUGCUGCACCCCCGCGUCCCCUGGACCGGGAUAGUCCUGGUGUAGACAACAAACUGAUUCCUUCCGUAGGCAGUCCUGCCGGUUCCACUCCACUGCCCCCAGAUGGUAGCGGGCCAAACUCGACACCCAAUAACCGAGCAGUGACCCCUGUCUCCCAGGGGAGCAAUAGCUCUUCAGCAGAUCCCAAAGCCCCUCCACCUCCACCGGUUUCCAGUGGAGAGCCCCCUACACUGGGAGAGAACCCCGAUGGACUGUCUCAGGAGCAGCUGGAGCACCGGGAGCGUUCCUUACAAACACUCCGAGACAUCCAACGUAUGCUUUUCCCCGACGAGAAAGAAUUCACAGGAGGACAAAGCGGGGGACCCCAGCAGAACCCUGGGGUACUAGAUGGACCUCAGAAGAAACCAGAAGGGCCGAUACAGGCCAUGAUGGCUCAAUCCCAAAGCCUAGGGAAGGGCCCUGGGCCCCGGACAGAUGUGGGAGCUCCAUUUGGCCCUCAAGGACAUAGAGAUGUGCCCUUCUCUCCAGAUGAAAUGGUUCCACCUCCCAUGAACUCCCAGUCUGGGCCCAUGGGACCCGAGCAUCUGGACCACAUGACCCCCGAGCAGAUAGCAUGGCUGAAACUGCAGCAGGAGUUCUACGAGGAGAAGAGGAGGAAGCAGGAGCAGGUGGUGGUGCAGCAGUGCUCCCUCCAGGACAUGAUGGUCCAUCAGCAUGGGCCUCGGGGUGUGGUCCGGGGGCCUCCCCCUCCGUACCAGAUGGCGCCCAGCGAAGGCUGGGGGCCUGGUGGGGCCGAGCCCUUCGCCGAUGGGCUCAACAUGCCCCACUCUCUGCCCCCGAGGGGCAUGGCUCCCCACCCCAACAUGCCGGGGAGCCAGAUGCGCCUGCCCGGAUUUGCAGGAAUGAUCAACUCAGAAAUGGAGGGGCCGAAUGUCCCCAACCCGGCCUCUAGACCAGGUCUUUCUGGAGUCAGUUGGCCAGAUGAUGUGCCAAAAAUCGCAGAUGGUCGGAACUUCCCACCUGGCCAGGGUGUCUUUAGUGGCCCCGGCCGAGGGGAACGCUUCCCAAACCCCCAAGGGUUGUCUGAAGAGAUGUUCCAACAGCAGCUGGCAGAGAAGCAGCUGGCUCUACCCCCGGGGAUGAGCAUGGAGGCCAUUAGGCCCAGCAUGGAUAUGAACAGGAUGAUCCCAGGUGCCCAGCGACACAUGGAGCCUGGGAAUAAUCCCAUUUUCCCUCGAAUACCCGUCGAGGGCCCUCUGAGUCCCUCCAGGGGCGACUUUCCGAAAGGAAUGCCCCCCCAGAUGGGCCCGGGUCGGGAACUUGAGUUUGGGAUGGUUCCUAGUGGGAUGAAGGGAGAUGUCAGUCUAAACGUCAACAUGGGAUCCAACCCUCAGAUGAUACCUCAGAAGAUGAGAGAGGCUGGGGCGGGCCCUGAGGAGAUGAUGAAAUUACGCCCAGGGGGUGCAGACAUGCUGCCGGCUCAGCAGAAGAUGGUGCCCCUGCCCUUUGGUGAGCACCCCCAGCAGGAGUACGGCAUGGGCCCCAGGCCAUUCCUUCCCAUGUCUCAGGGUCCAGGCGGCAACAGUGGCUUGCGGAAUCUCAGAGAACCCAUUGGGCCCGACCAAAGGACUAACAGCCGGCUCAGUCACAUGCCACCACUACCUCUCAACCCUUCCAGUAACCCCGCUAGCCUCAACACAGCUCCUCCAGUCCAGCGUGGCCUGGGGCGGAAGCCCUUGGAUAUAUCUGUGGCAGGCAGCCAGGUACAUUCCCCAGGCAUUAACCCUCUGAAAUCUCCCACGAUGCGCCAAGUCCAGUCACCAAUGCUGGGCUCGCCCUCGGGGAACCUCAAGUCCCCCCAGACUCCAUCGCAGCUGGCAGGCAUGCUGGCGGGCCCAGCUGCUGCUGCUUCCAUUAAGUCCCCCCCUGUCUUGGGGUCUGCUGCUGCUUCGCCUGUUCACCUCAAGUCUCCAUCACUUCCUGCCCCGUCACCUGGAUGGACCUCCUCUCCAAAACCUCCCCUUCAGAGUCCCGGGAUCCCUCCAAACCAUAAAGCACCCCUCACCAUGGCCUCCCCAGCCAUGCUGGGCAGUGUAGAGUCAGGUGGUCCCCCACCUCCUACAGCCAGCCAGUCUGCCUCUGUGAAUAUCCCUGGAAGUCUUCCCUCUAGUACACCUUACACCAUGCCUCCAGAGCCGACCCUUUCCCAGAACCCACUGUCUAUUAUGAUGUCUCGAAUGUCCAAGUUCGCAAUGCCCAGUUCUACCCCUUUAUACCACGACGCCAUCAAGACUGUGGCCAGCUCCGAUGACGACUCCCCUCCAGCUCGUUCUCCCAACUUGCCAUCAAUGAAUAAUAUGCCAGGAAUGGGCAUUAAUACACAGAAUCCUCGAAUUUCAGGUCCAAACCCCGUGGUUCCGAUGCCAACCCUCAGCCCAAUGGGAAUGACCCAGCCACUUUCUCACUCCAAUCAGAUGCCCUCUCCGAAUGCCAUGGGACCCAACAUACCUCCUCAUGGGGUCCCAAUGGGGCCCACCUUGAUGUCACACAAUCCUAUUAUGGGGCACGGGUCCCAGGAGCCUCCGAUGGUACCUCAAGGACGGAUGGGUUUCCCCCAGGGCUUCCCUCCAGUACAGUCUCCUCCACAGCAGGUUCCAUUCCCUCACAAUGGCCCCAGUGGGGGGCAGGGCAACUUCCCAGGAGGUAUGGGUUUCCCAGGAGAAGGCCCCCUCGGCCGCCCCAGCACCCUGCCUCAGAGUUCAGCAGAUGCAGCACUUUGCAAGCCUGGAGGCCCCGGGGGUCCCGACUCCUUCGCUGUCCUGGGGAACAGCAUGCCUUCAGUGUUUACAGACCCAGAUCUGCAGGAGGUCAUCCGACCUGGAGCCACCGGAAUACCAGAGUUCGAUCUGUCUCGCAUUAUUCCAUCUGAGAAGCCUAGCCAGACACUGCAAUAUUUCCCUCGAGGGGAAGUCCCAGGCCGUAAACAGCCCCAGGGUCCCGGACCUGGGUUUUCGCACAUGCAGGGGAUGAUGGGUGAACAAGCCCCCAGAAUGGGACUAGCGUUACCUGGCAUGGGAGGCCCAGGGCCAGUGGGAACUCCGGACAUCCCUCUUGGUACAGCCCCAUCCAUGCCAGGCCACAACCCAAUGAGACCACCAGCCUUUCUCCAGCAAGGCAUGAUGGGACCUCACCAUCGGAUGAUGUCACCAGCACAGUCUACCAUGCCCGGCCAGCCUACCCUCAUGAGCAAUCCAGCUGCUGCCGUGGGCAUGAUUCCUGGCAAGGAUCGGGGGCCUGCUGGGCUCUACACCCACCCUGGGCCUGUGGGUUCUCCAGGCAUGAUGAUGUCCAUGCAGGGCAUGAUGGGACCCCAACAGAACAUCAUGAUCCCUCCACAGAUGAGGCCCCGGGGCAUGGCCACCGACGUGGGCAUGGGUGGAUUUAGCCAAGGACCUGGCAACCCAGGAAACAUGAUGUUUUAAGCUGCUAAGAUUGGAUGUGCCGAUCCUUGUCAAGAUGAGAUUCCAGGUCCUGAGAGCUGCUUUGAGGGAGUUCCAGGAGUACUGUUGGUCAUGCAAUAGGAGAACAGAGACCCGAGGGCUGCUUUGGGGGAGGGGGGAACUCGAGAAUGUAUGGAUUUACCUGAAAACAAAUGAUUCAUUUAAUCAACAGGUGUGUUUUUUUUAAGAUUUAUUUUUUAAAAAUUAUUUUUGUGGACUUGGGUAUCCCAUGAUGGCACCUACUUUUGGGAAUCUGUAGCUGUGCUUUGAGAAUUGCCAUCGGUCAUGUGUUGCACCGUUCUCUGUAUGUUUACGUCCUUUGGACUGGCUUCUCCCAGGAUUCUUUUCUGGUUUAUGUUUUUUGCUUUGGGCUUUAUUUUUUUGUGUACUGUACUAUAUUGUAAAAGGGAUUUUAGCAGAGACUUUAGUCUUUGGGACAAGAGGAGAACAGGAAUGCUGGGCUGUUUACUUUAGGUGGAGAAUCCAUCUUCAGACCUUUGGACUAUUUUCUUUCAACUCCAGUGUAUAGAAAAAAACCAAACUACGACCUCAGAGCAGAGUAUUAAUGAAAAGCACAAAAAAAGGAACUAAGUUCAGCGAGGGGUGGGGGGAGGGGGGAGAUUUUCUUUUUAAAAAUAAUGAAGCUUAGGACGUUUGUUUUUCAGUUCAAGUGCUCUCUGGCACUUGUCUGUCUCUCCCAGUCUACAAACCCACCUUCACGUUUUUCUCUCGGUUUCCCUCCCUUCUCCCUCCCCAUCUCCUUGGUUAAGUGUGUUUCCUUCCCCCGUGGCAUGCCAUGGAUGGGGAUGGAUGGAUGACCCCUUCUUUCCUCCUCUUUCCCUUUGGCAGCUGCAAUACACGGUGUUACUUGGGGGAAGUAAAUCUAAGGAAGAAGCCUCGCCUUCCAGGCCGAGUGUCGUCGGGGCUCCGGCUCCAGGAGGGAAAGGCCUGUGCUUGGGAUGCUCCAUGGUGUUCUUUCCCCUUUCUCUUCCCCAACAUGCCCUUCCCUGCCCACCUUGUUUUCUGUUCUCCUUUUAUUAGGAAUUCCCAAGUGAAAUUUAUCAAUGUGGGAGUGGAACAGAUGCUAAAAGCUAUCCAAGAUUUUGUUUUCGUUUUUGUUUUUAAUUUUGUGGUUCCUUCCCUUCCCUCCCCCUCCCAUGCGUAAAACGUUCUGUGUAACCUCCAUUAAAUUUGGUACAAACCACUCACCAGAGCUGUGGUGUCAGAAAAAUAAAAUAUAUUGUUUCUUACAAAA
Messenger RNA from Lutra lutra (Eurasian river otter), 6455 nucleotides. It is a transcript of the gene BCL9, whose product is annotated as BCL9 transcription coactivator. Gene Ontology annotation, cellular component: beta-catenin-TCF complex. Gene Ontology annotation, molecular function: beta-catenin binding; transcription coactivator activity. Gene Ontology annotation, biological process: canonical Wnt signaling pathway; positive regulation of transcription by RNA polymerase II. The transcript is spliced from 8 exons. The coding region runs from base 902 to 5182 and encodes 1426 amino acids. NCBI's taxonomy places the organism in Eukaryota, Metazoa, Chordata, Mammalia, Carnivora, Mustelidae. The record is from RefSeq and is a predicted model, not a curated record.